AUGAGUGCAGACAAUCAGCCUACCAGUCAGAGGCGUGGCUGGUCUUCGUUUAUACCUAAAGCUGCUGGCAGUUCCUCCAGGCCGUCCACCCCAAAGACGAGCCCUCCAACGGAGAACAGGGCAUCUGGCCUGUUAGAAUCUCCUAUUUCCUCUACCCCAGACCCCGAUUCUUUUGUCAUUGUCCCUAGUUCAUCUACCAUACAGCACGCUGCGGGUGAUGCUGCACCUCCAUCUAGACCCUCAACUCCGAAGCGAUGGUCAUCGAAGUCUAUACUGACUUAUUCGCCCAAGGUUUCCCCUCAGACUCUCGAUAACCAAGCUACUCAGCUCAUCGCGCACGCACUCGAACGCACAAACUCUCAACAACAGAACCCAUCUUCGGCCAAGUCUCCUGACUCCACCAAGAAUGGAGGCUCCUUUGGCAAGUCGUUUUCGUCGAUGAUGGGCGGACUGUCGUCUUCUCUCUCUCUAUCGAGGACAAGCACACGAGAGAGCACCAUUGUAGAGGAUAAAGACAAAGACAGAGGACGAUCUAUGCUCAAGGUGAAGCGCAUCAAAUCCGCCUCCCAGGCUCCAGGCGACGACGGGAAGCAGUCUCGCAGUGUCUCGCGAGCCAGAUCCCAGUCGCCCUUCACAUUCCGACGUUUUCGCAAUCGCGAACCCUCUCCCACUCCGGAACCUGUUCGUAUGAGUCAGUCCGAUGCUGACCUAUCGGAUACUUCUUCGUCCGUUCUCCCGCGAACCACUGCUUACACGGACGACGAAUCCGGCGACGAGUUCACCACCGACGCAGAGACCGACUACGCGUCGUCUAGCGACCAGGAGGACACCUUCGAUCCGAUCACGGAGCUCAAUACUGAGCGCAAUGCUAUUAUCCCGCCUGUUGUCGAUCCCUCGACUGCCGCCCAUGAGAUUGAAGAUCCGGAUCCGGUAGGAGAAGGUGUCAAUGUCGUUGUCGCGCCAGAACCUUACUUCCCCAGUUCUCUCAAUGCUCUGGGCACGAAUUCACGAGGAAAACGGAACCCCCGCAGGCGGAAGUCCGUCAAAACACACGAACCAUUGCCUUACAAUACAUCACGACCCGUUUUCCAACGCGAUAGAUGUACAAUUACUUUAACUCAAGGUGAUCCGGAGGGAAAACUUGGCGACAGACGAAAGAGGCGUUAUGUCGUCGCAAGUGAUCUCAGUGAAGAAAGUCGAUAUGCUGUGGAAUGGGGUAUUGGGACUGUUUUACGUGAUGGCGAUGAGAUGACCAUUGUUACAGUCGUUGAGAAUGAGUCGAAAGUUGACCCUGCAAUCCCCAAUGCUGCCGAUCGCGCAGUGAAGCUGAGAAGCCAACAAGAGCGACAAGGACUGGCGUACAUUCUCGUUCGCCAAGUGACCGGCUUACUCCAACGCACGAAGCUGAAUGUAACCAUAUCAUGUCAAGCAUGGCAUGCCAAGAAUUCCAGGCAUAUGUUACUUGAUAUUGUCGACCAUAUUGAACCUAUCAUGCUGAUAGUGGGGUCUCGUGGUUUGGGCCAAUUGAAUGGAAUCCUACUUGGUUCCACAUCCCACUAUCUCAUACAGAAAUGCUCUGUACCUGUGAUGGUCGCUCGUCGUCGACUCAAGCGACCCCCGAGGAAAUCUGCUCACUUGUCUACCCAGCGGACUCAUAUAUCCCUUGCUGAGGCUGGAAUUGAUCGUGUUGCGGCUAAAGUCGACCAGGAUGUGCAAAUCAUGCGCGACGAAAUACAAAAAGACGACAACAGACGCGACGGCGGUCCAGGUAGCCGAAAUGACAGGCGCUUUGGUCCCGUCAAUGAGGGCGAACCAGUUGAGGAAGAUGAAAACGAGGAUGAAAAUGACAAUGAAAAUGAUCUCGAUGACGAAAGCGCCGGUGUCAAGGUUGCAGGGUAG
Messenger RNA from Psilocybe cubensis, 1899 nucleotides. RefSeq lists its product as uncharacterized. The transcript has 7 exons. Bases 1 to 1899 code for a protein of 632 amino acids. Lineage: Eukaryota; Fungi; Basidiomycota; Agaricomycetes; Agaricales; Agrocybaceae. The record is from RefSeq and is a predicted model, not a curated record.